Molecule: messenger RNA, 1405 nt
Organism: Callorhinchus milii (elephant shark)
Lineage: Eukaryota; Metazoa; Chordata; Chondrichthyes; Chimaeriformes; Callorhinchidae
Gene: cdk15
Product: cyclin-dependent kinase 15
Exons: 15
Coding region: 77-1339 (420 amino acids)
Biological process (GO): protein phosphorylation
Cellular component (GO): cytosol; nucleus; cytoplasm
Molecular function (GO): cyclin binding; cyclin-dependent protein serine/threonine kinase activity; ATP binding
Source: RefSeq, a predicted model, not a curated record
GAGGGGGUGUGAGGGAGGGAGAGGGGGUGUGAGGGACCUGUGUUUGUGUGCAGUCAUUCUGCAGCGCCGCGACACCAUGAAGAACCUCAGACAGGCGGCGACCGAGGCUUUCACACGAUUAGGCUUGACACACAGACACCCGGGAUAUAAGGAGCUCAAUGAAGUAUCCGAGUCUCCAAGAAACUCUUUUGCGUGUGACUCUCUCCCGCCAAGGCUCUACCACACCCUGCAGGUCAGGAAGCUGCGAGGCCACAGGAACAGGAGCAAUAGCGACCCAUUGGGAGGCAAGAACUACACUCAGAGUUACCAAUGGCGAAAUGGUCUCAGAUUCGGGACUGCAGCCUCUUACCUGAACCUGGAGAAGUUGGGGGAAGGCUCUUACUCUACAGUCUACAAAGGAAUUAGCAGGAUAAACGGCCACCUGGUAGCGCUAAAGGUGAUUAAGAUAAAGGAAGAGGAAGGAGUCCCAUUCACAGCCAUUCGAGAAGCCUCUCUGCUGAAGGGAAUUAAGCACAGUAACAUUGUCCUUCUGCACGACAUCAUUCACACCCCGGAGACCCUGACCUUCGUCUUUGAGUAUGUGCAAACAGACCUGGCCCAGUACAUGACACAGCACCCUGGAGGCCUCCACGCACACAAUGUCAAGCUUUUCCUCUAUCAGCUGUUGCGAGGUUUGGCCUACAUCCACAGCUGUCACAUUCUGCAUCGGGACUUGAAACCACAGAACCUGCUCAUCAGCUGUGUUGGGGAGCUCAAGCUGGCAGACUUUGGUUUGGCGAGAGCCAAGUCUGUGCCCAGCCAGACCUACUCUACAGAGGUGGUGACCCUCUGGUACCGACCACCCGAUGUUCUUCUAGGUGCCACUGAUUAUUCCACCGGCCUGGAUGUAUGGGGAGCAGGAUGUAUAUUUAUCGAGAUGGUUGAAGGAUCUCCAGCCUUCCCCGGGGUCUCGGAUGCCAAUGAGCAGCUACAGAGGAUCUGGGCGAUCCAGGGCACGCCAACCGAGGAGACCUGGCCAGGGGUGUCCUCGUUACCCAACCACAAGCCAGAGCACUUUAGACCUCAUCCGCCUCGCAAACUGGGCCACAUUUGGAAAAGGUUGGGACUCGUUACCAAAGCAGAGGAUCUGACGUCAAAGCUGAUCGAGUGCUGUCCCCGGCGGCGCAUACCGGCAGAGGCCGCCCUGCAACAUGAAUAUUUCAGCAGCCUCCCUCCGCAGCUCGCCCAGCUCCCAGACAUGGUUUCCAUCUUCACCGUGGCUGGCAUACGAUUGGAGCCGGAAGCACGGAAUGCUUUCCACCCCUUUCGGAAGGAACGAUGCAGCUCCAUCCUGGCCUGACCCUGGAGGAGCAGACGAUGACAAGGUCAGGGUUAAUUUUUACUCCGAAUGAAGUUUACAUUGGCA